Molecule: messenger RNA, 1549 nt
Organism: Coffea arabica (coffee)
Lineage: Eukaryota; Viridiplantae; Streptophyta; Magnoliopsida; Gentianales; Rubiaceae
Product: glutathione S-transferase L3-like
Biological process (GO): protein glutathionylation
Molecular function (GO): glutathione transferase activity
Source: RefSeq, a predicted model, not a curated record
CAUGGCAGCUGCUACACCUGGCACUAGUGUAAGCUUACCAACUUCAUCAGCUGCUAAUCCGCGCCUCACAUUUCCUUCUGUUUUCUCUAUAUGCUCUGUACCCAAAAACCCAUUAAGAUACCCUCGAAAUAUUCACCCGCAUGUUAAAUUUUCAAGAAUUUCUCCACUAUCCGCUUCGGCAAUGUCUUCUGGUGUGAAAGAGGUGCUUCCACCUGCUCUUGAUUCUUCUUCAGAACCACCUGCCAUCUUUGAUGGUACUACCAAGUUGUACAUAUCUUACACAUGCCCUUAUGCGCAACGUGUAUGGAUUACAAGGAACUAUAAGGGAUUGCAGGAUAAGAUAAAACUGAUCCCUAUUGACCUGCAGAACAGGCCUGCCUGGUACAAGGAGAAAGUUUACCCACCCAACAAGGUGCCAUCUCUGGAACAUAAUAAUGAAGUUAAAGGAGAGUCUCUUGAUCUGAUAAAAUAUCUGGAGGGUAACUUUGAAGGUCCUUCACUUCUUCCUGACGAUCCAGCCAAGAGAGAGUUUGCAGAAGAGUUGCUGUCCUAUACCAACUCCUUCAAUCAAGCUGUGGUUUCUUCUUUCAAGGCAGAUUCAAUUAGUGAAGCUGGUGCUGCCUUUGAUUACCUUGAGAACGCCCUUGGCAAAUUUGGGGAUGGUCCCUUUGUCCUUGGAACUUUUAGUCUGGUAGAUAUAGCUUAUGCUCCGUUCAUUGAGAGGUAUCAACCCUUCUUGUUGGAUGUGAAGAAGUAUGAUAUUACAGUGGGCAGGCCAAAACUGGCAGCAUGGAUUCAGGAGAUUAACAAGAUUGAGGCUUAUGAAGUGACAAAACGUGACCCAAAGGAGCUUGCAGAAGCCUUCAAAAGGCGUUUCUCGUCUCGGUUUUGAGCUGUCGCAAUCCCCAGAUAUUUCAUGGAAAUGGAACAAGUGUACUCGUCAUCUCCGAGGAAUUUUAUGAUGCAAGGUUGUACCUCGCCUGUAACACCUGUAAUAAAAGCCACUAGUUGAUCUCAGUAAUCAUUGUUAGAAGUCUUCUGGUUGUGAGCAGCUGCUUGAAUAACUUCUGCGGACUUAAUAGUCUGCUUUAUCUUUACUCAACUGACGGAUGCUUGGUAUUCUCUUGAUUGAUAGGACCUAUACAUCUUUUCAGGCGUCCGUGCUUCCCAAAAAUUGGUAGAUUACCCAGAAAACUUGGACGAGGUUUUUGAAGUUUGUCUUCCAAUCCAACUGCUAGUUAAUAAAAGCAUCUUUCUAUUAUAGUACUUAUAGAUGAUCGUUUCAGCAUUUCUCUCCUUUAGAUUGCUUCUUGGGCUGUAAAGUGUGUGGCCUUAUCAAACCGGUGGUAAUAGGGAGGAAUGAUGAAAACCCAAGUAGUGCUGGGAGACGACUGGGGGGAUGCUGCUUUUUUCCCUUCUUGAUCGUUCAUGAAUCUGCAAUUUAGCGAGUCUAUGGAGCUCUGCUUAUCCCUUUGUUGCACAGUUGUACAUGACCGUAUGUUGAUCAAGUCUCUAGUUUUAGUGAAAAGAAAAAUCUACUUUUAAGUGA